Prunus armeniaca (apricot) is the source of this 225-nucleotide messenger RNA. Lineage: Eukaryota; Viridiplantae; Streptophyta; Magnoliopsida; Rosales; Rosaceae. The record is from the annotation of a GenBank genome assembly.
AUGGCGUUGCAAUAUGCACUGCUUCCCGAGUAUGAUAAAAAAGCGGGGAGGCAUUUGAUUAGCAAACAUCGCGUUUCAGUCAAUUUGGAUGCUCAACAACAGUGUGACUGCUUUGAGAACACGACAGCAAGAAGGUUAGUGAAUUCAACGGGACCAAAUGAAAAUGCCCCUCUCAUGGCACAUGGGCGCAGCGCAUGUGCUGCUGAUGCAUGCUUAGGGGCUUGA